Aureobasidium namibiae CBS 147.97 is the source of this 1026-nucleotide messenger RNA. Its product is annotated as short-chain dehydrogenase. The transcript has 2 exons. Lineage: Eukaryota; Fungi; Ascomycota; Dothideomycetes; Dothideales; Saccotheciaceae. Bases 1 to 1026 code for a protein of 341 amino acids. The record is from RefSeq and is a predicted model, not a curated record.
AUGUCACCAUCCACAGAACUGUUUCGACCAUACCUUGCAAGACACGCAAACCUGCGAGGCAUUGGCGAUGAGAGACCCACUGCUUUCGAGAUUGUACAGGACCUGAACGCCACAGGAAAACUCAACGAUGCUGUUGUUCUUAUCACCGGAUGCUCUGCUGGCCUAGGAGUCCAGACUGCAAGAGCGCUGUACCAGACCGGAGCAAAACUUUACUUGACAUUCCGCAAUGUUGAGAAGGGCCAAGCUGCUAUCAAGGCUAUCACAAAAGAUGCACCAGCUGGACAGAAGGUCGAGUUCUUGAACAUGGAUCUGGGUGAUCUCGACAGUGUACGGUCAGCUGCUGCCGAGUUCAAGAGUCGAAGUGAUAGACUGAACAUCUUGAUCAACAAUGCUGGUGUAAUGGCAGCACCUCAGGGAAAGACCGUUAGUGGUUUCGAGACACAUAUGGGAAGCAAUCACUUCGGUCACUUCCUGCUGUUUGAACUCCUCAAGCCUGUUCUGCUAGCGUCAGCUUUGCCCGAGCGUAAAUCUCGCGUCAUCAACUUGUCCAGUAGUGGCCAUCUCAUCAGUCCCGUUCGCUUUGACGAUAUGGACUUUUCCAAGGAGGGAAGCUACAACCCAUAUGCCGCUUACGGACAAAGCAAAACAGCAAACAUUUACAUGGCCAACUAUAUCGACAGAGUCUAUGGUCACCAUGGUAUCUGUGCUCUUUCUGUUCAUCCUGGUGUGAUCCUUUCGACGGAACUUGUGAGGCACCAGAAGGUGGAGGACCUCCAGAGUAUUGGUGACCCAGAGUACUUCAAGAAGAUCGAAUGCACCGCAGAGCAGGGAGCUGCUACCACUGUAUGGGCUGCUUUGAGUCCUUAUUUCGAGACGCAUGGUGGAAUGUACUUGGCUGAGGUCGGAGUAGCACCUGCACUUGCAGAGGACGAGGGUAUCGGUAGAUGUGGUUAUGCGACGUACGCAUACGACGAGGAGGCCGAGAACCGCCUAUGGGAACUCAGUUUGAAAGCAGUUGGGUUCUAG